AUGUGGUUCUUAGUGUUAGCAUUUCUUAUAGCCGUCUUGUACUAUUAUGGUACAAGAAACCACGAUUUCUGGAAAAAGAGGGGCGUGAAAUACGAUGAGCCGAUUAUCUUCUUCGGCAGCAACCUCAGCCACAUCAUUAAUAAACACAGCUUAUCUGAGCGGUUCUAUGAACUUCACAACCGGUUCCCUGAUGAGAAGUACGUUGGUUAUUUCGAGGCGACCAACCCAGCUAUACUCGUGAGAGACCCCGACUUGAUCAGGAACAUUUUAGUGACCGACUUCAGAUACUUCCAUAGACGUGGUUUGAGCCCGCAUAAGGAGGAUAUCGAGCCUAUGUUACGAAACUUGUUCACGGUAGAUGGCGACGCGUGGAAACUGCUCCGUCAGAGAAUGACACCAGCGUUCUCGAGCGCCAAAUUGAAAGCCAUGUUCCCUCUAAUCGUUGAACGCACUGCGAAGUUGUCGGUGUUAGCAGAAUCGUAUGCUGAAAAGGGGCAAGAGGUGGAUGUCAGAGAUCUAAUGGCACGUUAUACGACAGACUUCAUUGGCGCCUGCGGCUUCGGCAUUGACUCUAAAACGCUGGACGAUGAAUCGAACGACUUCAGAAGCCUCGGCAAGAGGAUCUUCACGAUCACAUCGAGAGAUAUCCUGGUCCAACUUCUGAAACGCACGUUUCCCAACGUGGAACUCUUCAGGCACUUAUACAUGUUUGCGCCUGAGAUUGAGAGGAAGACGAUGUCGCUAGUACAACAAAUUAUGAGUCAGAGAGAUUACAAACCCUCUGGCAGAAACGAUUUUAUCGACCUGAUGCUGGAACUGAAACAAAAGGGGAAGAUGGUCGGGGAGUCGGUGGACAAACGAAAUCCUGAUGGGUCACCAAAAAUUGUCGAGCUAGAACUAGACGACCAGCUUAUAGCUGCCCAGGUGUUUGUGUUCUUUGCAGCUGGGUUUGAAACCUCGUCUUCGUCAAGCAGUUCCUUAUUGCAUCAGCUGGCUUACCAUCCUGACGAGCAAGAGAAAGUGCAAAAAGAAAUUGACGAAGUUAUAGCUAAGUACGAUGGAAAGCUAUGCUACGACGCUAUUAAGGAUAUGAAGUAUUUAGAAAUGGCUUUCAAAGAGGCCAUGCGAACCAUGCCACCGGUCGGGUUCUUGACCAGAAAGACAGCUGGCAAAUAUACCUUCCCCGGGACAAACCUCACCCUAGAGGAUAGAACAGGCGUCGUCAUCUCCACGCAAGCUCUCUAUUCGGACGAGAAAUAUUUCGAGGACGCUAAGGAAUUCAAACCAAUGAGAUUUCACCCGGAUAAAAAGAUAAGGAAGGAUCUGUUCCUGCCCUUUGGAGACGGGCCAAGGGCUUGUAUUGGUGAACGCUUGGGCGUUAUGCAAGCGCUGGCGGGAAUCGCAGCCCUCCUCCAUCAAUUUUCAGUAUUACCCUCCAAGAGCAGCAAACGCUACCCAGACAUCGAUCCAUCAUCCACAAUUAUCCAGAACGUGCUUGGUGGUCUACCGUUGUUACUAAAGAAGAGAAAAAAAUAGAUUAGGCCUAG
Zerene cesonia (dogface butterfly) is the source of this 1547-nucleotide messenger RNA. RefSeq names its product cytochrome P450 6B2-like. The coding region runs from base 1 to 1536 and encodes 511 amino acids. Lineage: Eukaryota; Metazoa; Arthropoda; Insecta; Lepidoptera; Pieridae. The record is from RefSeq and is a predicted model, not a curated record. The transcript has 3 exons. Gene Ontology annotation, molecular function: monooxygenase activity; heme binding; iron ion binding.